AUGCCUCCUCAUAAUCAUGAGUUUAAGUGCUGUGUUCCAAGUAACUUCAGGGAACUUAUUUCUUCAUACUUUGACAUUGUUGGCAUUCAUUAUCCUAAGAUAAGCAUCACUCUCGAUAUGUUCGGAAAUGUAAUUCGUAAGGAAAACAAGCAAGAAUCAGUAAAUGAGAGCAUAAUAACAGUUUUUCUAAGGGGAGUUGAGGUAUACAGUGGUUCAUUUACGACAGACCAAGUGGACUUCAAGAAAGUGGAGGUUUCUUGUUUCGUAGGUAAAUUUUCUGCGAAAUUCAAAAAUUAUGCAACCUUAUACCUUCUGAGGUGUAUUAACGGCAUUCCUAUGCUAAAAAACUCCAGUAUACUAUACUUAACACACUAUAUGUAUACACAUCAGAAUCACUAA
Theileria parva strain Muguga is the source of this 399-nucleotide messenger RNA. RefSeq lists its product as uncharacterized. The record is from RefSeq and is a predicted model, not a curated record. The transcript is spliced from 4 exons. NCBI's taxonomy places the organism in Eukaryota, Apicomplexa, Aconoidasida, Piroplasmida, Theileriidae. Bases 1 to 399 code for a protein of 132 amino acids.